Penicillium psychrosexuale is the source of this 1224-nucleotide messenger RNA. Its product is annotated as putative extracellular cellulase CelA/allergen Asp F7-like. The transcript has 2 exons. The coding region runs from base 1 to 1224 and encodes 407 amino acids. NCBI's taxonomy places the organism in Eukaryota, Fungi, Ascomycota, Eurotiomycetes, Eurotiales, Aspergillaceae. The record is from RefSeq and is a predicted model, not a curated record.
AUGAAGUACCUUCAGCUGGCCUCUGUGGCCGCUCUUCUCAGCGCUGCUACUGUGUCUGCCGGCCCAUUGCGCGCCCGCGAACAUGACGGAUUCUGCCCGAAGGGCUAUACUAUGAGCGUCUAUUAUAAGACCAUCACUGUGGAUACCUAUUCCUCGGCGACCUCUGUGGAGACUACAGUUACCCCGACGGCUACUCCGGUUAGCGUCGAGUCUCAGUCCUCCGCUGAUCCCACAGUGGCCUCGUCGUCUACUGCCGUUGCCGUGGUGUCUUCGACCCCCGUCGCAGUUGUCUCAGUCGAGACUACAUCCUCGUCAGCCUCUGCUGCCGAGACCGCAUUUAUCCAGAAGGCAGCUUCCAAGACCGACUCAGUUGUGGCCACUGCAUCAACUGAGACUGCCGCUGUCGUCCAGACCAUUGCUGCUCCAGUCGUGAAGAGCAUCGCCGCGCAGACCUCCACCACUCAAGCUGCCGUCGAAGCUACCAGCACUUCUACCUCUUCCAUUAUUUCCUCUUCCACUACCACUUCUUCCGCUACCACCUCUUCCACUACAUCCUCCUCCACUACCUCCUCCGCUGCCUCCUCUUCCACCACCUCCUCUUCCGCCAUCUCUGUAUCUCUCGGUGCCUCCAUUGCCGGCGAAGCUACCUUCUACGGCGGCAAUGUCGGCGGCGGAACAUGCUCGUUCUCCGGCUACACCCUCCCGAGCAACCUCUUCGGCACAGCCCUCUCCCUCCAGCGCUGGGAUGACGCAGCCAACUGCGGCACCUGUGUAUCCGUCACCGGCCCGAGUGGUAACUCCAUCACCGCAAUGAUCGUCGACCAAUGCCCCGAAUGCGAAAGCGACCACCUCGACCUCUUCCACGAAGCCUUCGCCGAGCUCGCAGAUACAUCCCUCGGCGUCAUCGAGACGACCUGGUCAUACGUGUCCUGCGACCUGGACGGACCUCUCCAGCUCAAGAACAAGGACGGCACCGGCCCGUACUGGUUCUCGAUGCAGGUUGUUAAUGCCAACGAGGCUGUGACUGCAUUGGAUGUUAGCACCGAUGGCGGUAGUACGUGGCAGGGCACGACCCGCACGUACUACAACUUCUUCGAGUACGAUGCUGGGUUCAGGACUAGCACUGUUGAUGUGCGGGUUACUGGUGCUAGUGGCAACACUGUUAUUGUUCAGGAUGUCGCGGUUGUGUCUGGCACUUCGGUUACUGCUGCGUCGAACUUGUAG